Molecule: messenger RNA, 177 nt
Organism: Stereum hirsutum FP-91666 SS1
Lineage: Eukaryota; Fungi; Basidiomycota; Agaricomycetes; Russulales; Stereaceae
Exons: 1
Source: RefSeq, a predicted model, not a curated record
AGACCACAGAAUCCGAAAGAGUUGUAUAAUCUGCACCUUGCAGAGGCGCGGACCGUUGUUGAGCAUAUAUUCGGGGUCAGCAAGCGCAAGUUCCACCUCUCCGUGUGCAAGCCCGAGUUCAGCCUCGAAACUCAGGCAAAGAUUCCUCCUGCACUUGCCGCUCUCUGUCAGGAAUAG